This is a messenger RNA of Somion occarium, 2630 nucleotides long. The record is from the annotation of a GenBank genome assembly. NCBI's taxonomy places the organism in Eukaryota, Fungi, Basidiomycota, Agaricomycetes, Polyporales, Cerrenaceae.
ACAGACUCCUCUUGUUUGGCGUCUCCUGAACAGACUGAACAAAUCUAUGUUCGUUACUCCCAUCCACCAUGAACAUCUUUAGAAGCUGUAAGUCUCUCAGUACCAUCAAGAAUCUUAUACUCACCAUGUCUCUCCUCAUUUACAGUGAUUGGCAAAGUUUGGCACGACCCCAAUGCGGCAGAGGUUGUGAAGAUCUCCGAGGAUAUAACGAUGCUAUGCUCACUAUCCGCCGAUCGAGCGUGGAGCAUAACUUCCAGCUGGUGGUAACCCGUGUCUUUGAAGACGGCGACCAAGAACUGCUAGAAGACGAGGAUGAGACGGAUGACGAGAGGGUGUUCCUUAUCGGCGAGGAACUGCAAUUUCGAACAGGAGAGACGGAAGGCGAACCCACUUUCAUCUGGCGUGACCUCGAAGGAGACGUUGAUGAAUUCUACGAGUUCAUUGCUGAUGGCACAAAUGCACCUACUCGGGCCUUUUUCGAGACAUGCAUGUACCGCGCGAUGUAUGAACGCAAGUACAGGAAAAGCGCCGACAACACGUCUGACACAGAUCUACAAGAAUUCAUAUGGCAACCUCCCACGAAGAAGGGCAAGGACAAAUCGAAGAGCACAAAGAAACCUUCCGUUGACGAGACAGGGCUUUCUGGUGCUUUGAAGAGCCUUUCAGUAGACGCCUCAUCUUCAUCUAUACCUACACCUGCUCCUGCAGCCGCUGCUGAAGUCGAUACUAUUGCUACACCUUCCAGUACUGCUAUGGAGAAGAAACCAGCAACUUCGGAGGAUGACAGAUACCCAUCUAUUGUCUCUGCCCCAGCCACACUUCAUCUGUGGCAAAAGGUUGGCGGCUUCUUCGUUCCUCAAGAGAACGUCACAGCGCGAAUAGUGCAAAUGCCCAAUGCCGGACCAUAUGACUAUUGGCUUCUGGCGACAGCGGAUGAUGGCCGACGAGUCCUAGCACACAAGAUCUCGUCCGACAUGAAUGAACGCUGGGCUGGCAAGAUAAUUUCGAUGACAUGGAAUCAUAUGAGUGACUCUGGAUUUCAAAGUAGUUGGUGCUUGAUGUUCACGGAGCCCACCGAUUACGAGGACUUCAAGGCAGCAUACACGCGGGCGUUGUGGGAGACUGCCAAUCAAUACCCUUGGGAGAAAGCAAAGAGGGACGAGCAAAUGUAUGUCAUGAGCUCAGCCACUGAAGACGUAGAGAUGCAAGAUGUAGAAGGCGACUCGGAUGAAGAAGAAGCCGUUGCGGAAGAGUUAGAGAAGAGCGAAGAUGAGUCCGAACCAGAAGAUGAACUUCCGGAAGAUGAAGACCUCCCGCCGCCAUUGCCAAGAGGAGAACGCAAUUCACAGCUCACAGUUGGUUAUAGAGGUGACCGAUCAUAUGUAGUUCGGGGCAACAACAUUGGGGUCUUCAGUCAUACGGGUGAGAACGUGAAGUAUCAUGCGACGAUCAGCAAACUGGCAACGCCGAAGGGCAAAGAGUUCAAUCCUAAAGAGAUUAUGCUCCACGAACAAGACUCAAAGAUGGUCCUCAUGAAUCCUCAGGAGCCUAAUUCCUUGUUCAGUCUUGACCUUGAAGUCGGUAAGAUUGUUGAGGAAUGGAAGGUCCACGAGGACGUCACAGUCGAUCAUAUCGCACCCGACUCCAAGUUCGCACAAAUGACACCUGAGGCAACGUUAGUCGGUGCCUCGCACAAUGCCCUGUUCCGCAUCGACCCACGUAUAUCGGGACUCAAAAUGGUGGACAGCCAGUACAAGCAAUAUGUCAGCAAGAACAAGUUCUCCGGGGUUGCUACGACUGCAGCUGGCAAGCUCGCUGUGGCUAGUGAAAAGGGUGACAUCAGGCUGUUUGAUUCUAUUGGAAAGAAUGCGAAGACGGCUCUUCCGCCACUGGGUGACCCGAUCAUUGGCAUCGACGUUACUUCCAGUGGACGAUGGAUCGUCGCCACCACUAGGACGUAUCUCUUGCUCAUUGAUACUCUUAUCGGAGAAGGGAGGUAUACAGGCAGUCUGGGCUUUGACCGCAGCUUCCCUGCCACUGCCAAGCCGAUUCCAAGGAGACUGCAACUACGGGCGGAACAUGUAGCUUACAUGGAACACACUGUGUCAUUCACUCCCGCGAGAUUCAACAUGGGCGAGGGUCAAGAGGAGAAUGCUAUUGUCACGUCUACCGGUCAGUAUGUCGUCGCUUGGGACUUUGCCAAGGUCAAGAAAGGCCAAUUGGACAAGUACGAGAUCAAGAAGUAUGAGGACCAUGUCGUCCAAGAUAACUUCAAGUUCGGCGAUGACAAGGAGAUCAUCGUCGCACUGGAAAACAAUGUCUUGGCCGUGAACAAGAAGAGUUUGAGGAGACCUACUCGUGCAUCGCUUGCUACUCCAACUCGAAACCUUCGGAGCAAGUCAGGCAUUGUGCAGAGCCCCUAUUGACGAUAAAUUUUCACAAGCCAGGUUAAGUACUGAUGUAUUUUCUACGUUUCUGCGAUUUACGAGAUAUCCAUGUGUAUUGACGAGGGUCCAAGGUUGUAUAGUUGAAUUUUGUACUUAGUAAUACUUACCUACAAUGUUAUGCAUGAUACCAUGAUUAUUAGCAUGUUGCGAUGAUUUUUCACUGAAAUCCAUGCUCGCAGUUUC